AUGCAACCACUCGUACCAAUACUUUUCUUCGCCAACCUACUCGGGCUCUCCUCAGCAUGCUCACAAUACCGGAUCGAUUACGCUGCCAACAACCAAACUUGCGAAAAAGACGCCGGCAAAUGGCGUAACCUUUGCAGCGAUCUCGCGUACCAAUAUCUCCAGUGGACCAAAGUCAAUGGGGGACGACUCGGUCACGACAUAAGACCCGUUACAUAUUGUAACACUUGCGAUAUGCAAGACCCAAGAUGUUACUGUAGCGUCAGCUUCAUGCGUCUUCGGGAAUGGAUGGGAACGACGAUCCCGACUAUCCCAGAUCCGAAUUGGCAUGUUGACAAGUCUCAUCGUCAACACAAAAUCUCGCGUUUGAGGCCUCAUUGUGACUAG
Messenger RNA from Plenodomus lingam JN3, 384 nucleotides. Lineage: Eukaryota; Fungi; Ascomycota; Dothideomycetes; Pleosporales; Leptosphaeriaceae. The record is from RefSeq and is a predicted model, not a curated record.